AAAGCCGUCGAUGUUCUGUUUUGAUGUUUGUGCCAUAAGAGCGCAUUAGGUGACUGUGUGCGGAAAGUGCAAAGGAGCAUUCUCUGCGACUGUACAUUUCUGAGAUUCUGUCGCGGCGCCUCCCACCUUUGCUCAGCUCCAAGCGAUUAAAAAACAAUCGCGGGGUUUUGUAUAAUACUGAUUCAUUUUUUCGAUAGGACAGCAAAACUAAACAAUUAUGGAUUCUGUUAAUAAACGUGAAAUUCCAAGAGGAGUGCCAAAGUCCGGCAGAGUAUGGAAACAACCGAAGCAACGGUUCAGAUCGAUGAUAGCCGUAAAACCACUGAAGACUUCGUUCGAAAAAUCUAUGCAAGAACGUUUGCAACGCAAAAAGAUUCGGGAGCUUGAAAAGGAGAGGGCUGCUCGUAAUGCCGCUAGACGUGAAGCAAAACGGAGAAGCUGCGAAGCUAAUCGAAAGCGACGGGAAGAAAAUGAACGUAAAGGAGAGAUUGUAUCAGUAAUUAAAAAUACAGCAAAGAUGAAGCGUAUGAAGAAAAAGCAACUGCGAAAUAUUAAGAAGAGAGAUGUGACCAAGGUGGACAAUUCAUGAGGGAAAUCAAUUUUUGCCACAAAUAUGAAUAUUGUUGUGGGCGUAGGGUUGUGUGACUAGGCAUGCAUACUUAAAUAAAAAAAAAAUUAUAUAUGCAUACUGUU
Messenger RNA from Varroa destructor (honeybee mite), 693 nucleotides. RefSeq names its product coiled-coil domain-containing protein 86. The record is from RefSeq and is a predicted model, not a curated record. Gene Ontology annotation, cellular component: nucleolus. Lineage: Eukaryota; Metazoa; Arthropoda; Arachnida; Mesostigmata; Varroidae.